UGUAUCUAAAAUCUUGUUUUCUGGAACAACCAGUGACUACCAGGAACAGUCUGGUUGACCACCAAGUACAGAUUGGUGACAGCUGGAGAGACAGUGGACAGCCCGGAAUGACGGCACUGGGGCAGUGAGUGGUAGCAUCCCAGGCUGCACCUUCUGAAAAGGAACCCACAAAAGCUACGAAUCGACCUACAGGAGAUAUACCCUUAGGGAUUCCCGAGAGGGGGGGCAGAAGAGAAUCCUACAGGACGGAUCAAAGGAUGACGAGAUAUGGCAAUGAAAACAUGACGACGACAAUGGAAUGCAAAUGUGGCAAGAUAUGCAAGAACCGACAUGGCCUGCGGAUCCACCAGGCCAAGAAGAAGUGUAUACAGAAGGAGGUAGAGUCACAGCGCACAGGAACUACACCUGGUGAGACGCAGGAGGAGCCAGGCCCGGAGACACCCCACAGUGCCCAUGAGCCUCCAGGUGAUGCAACCACCUGAUGCACACAGGACAUCAGAACAUCAUCAGGUGAAGUGGUCCCAAGCUAGCAAGGAGAAGGAGUGGCGUCAGUUUGACGAAGACGCAGAUACCAUCUUGGAGGCAACAGCCAAAGGGAGAGCUGAUCGACGCCUCAAAACGAUGACUACAAUCAUCAUCAGCCUAGCUGCAGAGAGGUUUGGACUUGAGGAGAAGCGAGCAGCGAAGCCCCCCUAUACCAUGAACAACAGAGCAAGUAAAAUCCAUCAGCUCAGGCCCUGCAGGUUCUUGAUCAAUCCACCUGCACCAGCACUGGACUUUGAUGGGAAAGAGCCCAGUUGGAAGGAGAUCCAGGAGGUGGUUAGAAGGGCAAGUGCAAACUCCACUCCAGGGCCCAGUGGAGUACCUUACAAGGUUUAUAAGAACUGUCCAAGACUACUCCACAGACUCUGGAAGAUCCUGAAGGUGGUUUGGAGGAGGGGAAGGGUAGCAGACCAGUGGAGACAGGCAGAGGGUGUUUGGAUCCCGAAGGAGGAGAAGUCUCAGAAAAUCGAUCAGUUCCGGACCAUCUCACUGCUGAGUGUUGAAGGAAAGAUCUUCUUCAGCCUCAUUUCCAGGCAACUGACAGACUACCUCCUGAAGAAUUCCUACAUAGAUACAUCAGUCCAGAAGGGAGGAACCCCAGGGGUACCUGGAUGUCUGGAGCAUACAGGCGUGGUCACUCAGCUUAUCAGGGAAGCCAGAGAGAACAAGGGGGACCUGGCUGUGCUGUGGCUGGACCUCGCAAAUGCCUAUGGAUCCAUACCCCAUAAACUGGUCGAAGAGGCACUGAACCGGCAUCACACCACGAAGAAGUUCAGAGACCUCAUCCUGGACUACUAUGCCAACUUCCAUCUGAGAGUCUCCUCUGGAACAACAACCUCAGACUGGCACAAGCUUGAGAAGGGGAUCAUCACUGGCUGUACAAUCUCAGUCAUCCUUUUUGAGAUGAGGAUCACCUGUAAGUAUCGGGAUUCCAGUGAUCCAAAGGUUGCCCAGACUGGGAUUGAGGUCAGGACAGGGCGGAAGUGGAGGGCUACCAUGGCAGUGGAUGACGCGGAGUCAAGGCUACGGCAAAAGGUGUUGGUGGGCUCAGUGGCACAGGGGAGAGCUGGCCUGGGCAGCAGAAGAACUCCUCGCUAUGACAAGGUGGAAGGGAAAGAGAGGAUGUCUCUGAUUCUGGAGGAGGUGUUUGCAGGAGUUGAGGAGAAGCGAGCUUGCCAGAUGGCUGGGAUGCGGCAACAGGGCGCCUGGAUAAGAUGGGAGCAAACAGUGGAGCGCAAAGUCACAUGGACUGAGCUUUGGAAGGCUGAACCCUACAGGAUAAAAUUCCUGACCCAGGCGGUCUAUGACGUGUUGCCAAGUCCAUCCAACCUCUUCUCCUGGGGAAAGGUGGAGACACCAGCAUGCCCCCUCUGCCAGAAGAGAGGAACGUUGGAACACAUCCUGAGCUGCUGUCCAAAAGCCCUGGGUGAAGGGCGUUACCGCUGGCGGCAUGACCAGGUCCUAAAAGCCGUAGCGGAUUCUAUCUGCAGUGGAAUUAGCCACAGCAAGAGCCUCCGCCCAGUGAAGACCACAGCUUUUGUCAGAGCUGGGGAGAAGUCAACACCAGCUGCCCGGGGCACCUCCUCUGGCCUGUUGGCAACGGCGCGUGACUGGGAGCUGUCAGUUGAUCUGGGCAAGCAGCUGAAGUUCCCUGAGGCAGUUGCCAUAACAACAUUAAAGCCAGAUGUUGUGCUUACCUCUGAGGCCUCCAAGCAGGUAAUUCUCUUGGAGCUCACAGUGCCUUGGGAGGACCGUAUGGAGGAGGCCAAUGAAAGAAAGAGGGCAAAGUAUUCCCAGCUUGUGGAGGAUUGCCGGAGCAAUGGGUGGCGGGCAAUAUGCCAACCCGUCGAAGUGGGAUGUCGAGGGUUUGUGGGCCAAUCCCUUUGCAGGGCCUACAAAAUGCUUGGCAUCACAGGGGCGAGCCAGCGAAGGGACAUCAAGAUGGCCACUGAUGCUGCAAAAGUAGCAUCAAGGUGGCUGUGGAUCAGGAGAGGAGAGGCAUGGGUGUAGGGUAGUAGUGCUACCUGGACAUAAGCUGGGACCUGA
Messenger RNA from Carassius gibelio (silver crucian carp), 2589 nucleotides. RefSeq lists its product as uncharacterized. NCBI's taxonomy places the organism in Eukaryota, Metazoa, Chordata, Actinopteri, Cypriniformes, Cyprinidae. The record is from RefSeq and is a predicted model, not a curated record.